AAGACCGCGACGACUCCUCCGAAUCCGAACGAGUUCUUUCCGCUUUUCGAACAAUGAUAUCUUCCUGAAACCGCUAGCUGGAAAACUGUUGUGCAGAUAUGCACAGAAUAGGUUGUGUUUAGCACUGGUUUGAUGAAUAAGGCAAUUUUCUAACAAUGCGAGCUUUUCCAAAGCUGUGAAACGACCUAACCAAACAGAACACUGAGGAAAAUUUUCGGGAACCUCUCACAUCCAACUGUUAGCCUGUUUCGAUCUCUAUAAAGAUGCCUGAGGUUCGGGACCUUUCUGAAGCUUUGCCAGAGAUGCCAAUGGACCCAAUCACUGGAGUCGGAGUAGUAGCCUCUAGAAAUAGAGCACCCACUGGAUAUGAUGUGAUCUCAACAACAACAGAUGGCCUGGAUGCUGACCUGUGGAAAGACGGACUUUUCAAAUCCAAGGUGACCCGAUACCUUUGCUUCACCAGAGUUUUCUCUAAAGAAAAUAGCCAUUUAGGUAAUGUUCUUGUGGACAUGAAGCUGAUUGAUAUAAAGGACACUUUGCCUGUGGGUUUCAUCCCAAUCCAGGAAACUGUUGAUACUCAGGAGCAGGCCUUCAGGAAGAGGCGACUCUGCAUCAAAUUUAUUCCACGGGACUCCACAGAGGCAGCCAUCUGUGAUAUCCGCAUCCUGGGACGCUCCAAGCAGGCACCUCCUCAGUAUACCUUUAUAGGAGAGCUCAACAACAUGGGAAUCUGGUAUCGCAUGGGAAAUGUGCCUCGGGCCCAGGACUCCACACACACACAAACCAUCAACAACACCCAGAAUGUGAAUUCCUCCAGCUCAGGAUCAGCCCCACCAGCUCCCAUGCUUAAGCAUAUUUCCAUGACCCUCCCUGCCAGCUUCAGAGGAAAAAAUACUACCAGACCAGACUAUGAGCACCAGAACUCCAACCUGUAUGCUAUUACAGCAAUGGACGGGGUGCCUUUUAUGGUCUCUGAGAAGUUUGCCUGUGCCUCAUCUGAUCUGCAGCAGGUGGAUCUGAUGGGUAUUACAAUUAAAUCACUGGCUGAGAUUGAAAAGGAGUAUGAUUACAGUUUCCGCACAGAGCAUAGUGCAGCGGCUCGCCUCCCUCCAAGUCCAACACGGACCUCUCUGAGUUCUGAGGCCUAAGCAUCUCUUAUAUGAACAACAGUCAUCGCCACACUAUAGACAGCAGCCGGAGAGAAGUGCACACAACUACUGAGAACAUACCUACAACGGGGAUAUUCAAUCUGUAAAUGAAAAGAAAGAUUCCCAACGAAAAUUGUGGAUUUUCUAACUUCUGGGACAUGUUGUAGGCCCUCUGUGUGCUGUUGAAAUGGAAAACAAUGGAAUUCAGUCAGACUCGAACUACUACACUGCAGAGCUGGGACAAGAAAACACGUUUUAUGCUCAUCGAGAUACUUCAGUAUCUCACUCGAAUGACUUCAAAAAU
Maylandia zebra (zebra mbuna) is the source of this 1452-nucleotide messenger RNA. Lineage: Eukaryota; Metazoa; Chordata; Actinopteri; Cichliformes; Cichlidae. The record is from RefSeq and is a predicted model, not a curated record.